Chenopodium quinoa (quinoa) is the source of this 2802-nucleotide messenger RNA. Its product is annotated as AP2-like ethylene-responsive transcription factor ANT. The transcript has 10 exons. Gene Ontology annotation, molecular function: DNA binding; DNA-binding transcription factor activity. Bases 398 to 2476 code for a protein of 692 amino acids. Gene Ontology annotation, biological process: regulation of DNA-templated transcription. The record is from RefSeq and is a predicted model, not a curated record. NCBI's taxonomy places the organism in Eukaryota, Viridiplantae, Streptophyta, Magnoliopsida, Caryophyllales, Amaranthaceae.
ACAAUCUAUCCCAUAGAUUGAAUACACUAAUACACUUUACUAUUUAUGGCACUUUAUAUUGUAUUCAAUUGUUUUACUCAUUUGUAGUAAAAAGUUGCAGCCUAAUCCACCAGGUCUCUUCUUAAUGAAAGUAGCAACUUAAAUAUUUUUAUAAUUUAAAAAAAAAAAAAAAAGGAAAAUUUGUGAAUAAGAGAAGGGCGCGGGGUGAGAUAAAGCCAAAGUUGAAAGAAUGAAAGAAAGAAAAUAAUUAAGAGAGAGAAAAUAAAAGAAUUGAAAGAAAGAAAGAAAGAAAGAAAGAAGAAAUGUCUUUCUCAAACACAGAUCCCUAAAUGAAGUUGUUUGUUGCAGCAACAAGAAGAACAAUUUGACAACCAAGAAACAACCUAGUUUAAUUAUCAUGAAGUCAAUCAACAACAAUGAUGAUGGAAGUAGCUGCAACCCCAACAACACCACCGCCAACAAUAACAAUGGUUGGUUACUAGGUUUCUCUCUUUCUUCUCAAAUGAACAACAUGACUCAACAACACCACCAACAACAACAGCAACAUCAACAACAGCAGCAUCAACAACAUCAAAAUCCUAGUAGUACUAGUUCAGUUUCUAGCUCACUUGCUACCUUAAACAGUUUAUUCCCUUCUCAUCAGCUUUACCAACCAAACAACAACAAUAUUUACAGUGGUAAUUAUUAUGGAGGUGAAAACACCGAUCAUCAACUGCAUGAUAAUAAUAAUAACAAUAAUCAUAGCAGUAAUCAUCAUAAUAAUAAUCAUCACAAUUUGUUAUACUCUCAUCCUUUCUCUCUCAUGCCUCUCAAAUCUGAUGGCUCCCUCUGCCUCCCUCAAGGAAUGGUGCAAGCUGCAAUAGGGAAUUGCUCUACUACAACAAGCUCUACCACAACAAAUAAUGCAACACCAAAACUUGAAGAUUUCUUCGGCGGCGAUCAUCAUCAUUACGAGCAUCAUCAGCAACAACAAGUUGUGCACGUGCAACAAUACCCAUUUUACCCUCAACUAGUAGGAGAUCAUCAACUCCCACCACCACCAACAAUGGGAGAAACAGAAAUAUCAGCUGGAUUAAGGAAUUGGGUACAACGGAGCUACAUUGGGUGUAUGGGAUCGGUUGAUGCUGAUAAUCAAAUCAACGGUGGAGAUCAUCAGAGUGUGAGUGUCAGUAGUAAUGGUGGGCCCGGUAAUGGGCCUGGUGCUGGGCCUAUGGGUGGGAUAGGGUAUGCUGAUUUGCAAUCACUGAGCUUGUCAAUGAGCCCAGGGUCCCAGUCCAGUUGUGUGAGUGGGUCCCACCAACACCAGAUUACACCCACCAAUGUGACAGCCAUGGGAACUGAGUCGUCGUGUUUAGGGAUGGAGAUUAGUCGGAAAAGAGGAGGAGAGAGAAUUGAGCAUAAUACUAAGCAAAUUGUUCAUCGCAAAUCUUUGGAUACUUUUGGCCAAAGGACUUCUCAAUAUAGAGGUGUUACUAGGCAUAGAUGGACAGGAAGAUAUGAAGCUCACUUGUGGGACAACAGUUGCAAGAAAGAAGGCCAAAGUAGAAAAGGGAGGCAAGUAUAUCUAGGAGGAUAUGAUACAGAAGAGAAGGCAGCAAGAGCAUAUGAUAUGGCUGCACUCAAGUAUUGGGGGUCCUCUACUCAUAUCAAUUUUCCGUUGGAAAAUUACCAACAACAACUUGAAGACAUGAAGAACAUGACUAGGCAAGAAUUUGUUGCUCAUCUUAGAAGGAAAAGCAGUGGGUUUUCAAGAGGUGCAUCAAUCUAUAGAGGAGUUACAAGGCAUCAUCAGCAUGGAAGAUGGCAGGCACGAAUCGGCCGAGUAGCCGGGAACAAAGACCUAUACUUGGGAACAUUCAGUACUCAAGAGGAAGCGGCCGAGGCGUAUGACAUUGCAGCAAUUAAAUUCAGAGGGACUAAUGCAGUGACCAACUUCGACAUAGCUAGGUACGACGUAGACCGUAUCAUGGCUAGUAGUACCCUGUUAGCUAGUGAGCUAGCUAGGCGAACCAAGGAUCCACUACCACCACCACCGGCACCAGAAAAGAACGUAAACGAGGAGGAACGAGAGAAACCUGAUUGGAAAAUCGUCCUUUACCAUUCCUCCCAGGAGCAGCAACAACAGCAGCAGCAGCAACAACAACAACAGAUUGAGCAGGCCUCAAUUGGAAUGCGCUCAGCCCAAGCCCAUGAUGCAAUGCUGGGGUCAGCCCAACAAGAGAUUGGUGGUGGGGCCCAUUACUCUAACACGUCAUCAUUGGUUACUAGCUUGAGCAGCUCAAGAGAAGAGAGUCCUGAGAAGAACACUAACAGCAGCUUGCCUUUGGCCUUCACAAUGCCACCUUCAGCAACCAAAUUGUUUGCUAAUCCUGCAGCAAACAUUGGCACUUGGAUUAACCAACCUGUCGAGCUUAGGGCCCCUUCCAUUUCACUCCCUCAAAUGCCAGUUUUCGCCGCUUGGGCGGAUUUACACUGAGUUACUCGUGUUUUGCUAGUGUUACCUAUAUUGCUAUUUCCCGCGGAUUAUAAUCCUAUACAUGUGAAUUGGUACAGUGGUACAAUUUGCGUUCCCAUACCCAUACCACGACUAGGUAACAUUGUUAGUUUUUGGGUAUUGAUCACGGUCAUUAGAUUCGUAGUAGUUAUUAAUUAUUAGUAGUAAUUAAGGCUAAGAUGGGUUAAAUUUAUUUCAUGGUUUUUAUUUGGAUGUAAGGUUAAUUAAUUUUAUGUAGAUCUUUUGAUCAAAAACUGAAAGUAACAGUAAGGAAAGAAGAAAGCAUUUUAAGCCUUUACAGGUUAUCA